This is a messenger RNA of Mesitornis unicolor (brown roatelo), 1410 nucleotides long. RefSeq names its product coproporphyrinogen oxidase (gene CPOX). The transcript has 7 exons. The record is from RefSeq and is a predicted model, not a curated record. The annotation marks the transcript as partial. Gene Ontology annotation, molecular function: coproporphyrinogen oxidase activity. NCBI's taxonomy places the organism in Eukaryota, Metazoa, Chordata, Aves, Mesitornithiformes, Mesitornithidae. Gene Ontology annotation, cellular component: mitochondrial intermembrane space; cytoplasm.
AGGAAGGAAGGUACGGGGGUGGGGGGCCGCGGGAGUCACCCCAGACACGAUCACCCCGAGGGGCGCCUGCUUCGGCGCGGUGUGACCCUGGGAGAGGUGUGCCGCGCCCUGACCGCUGUGGACCCUGGCGCCACCUUCGCCGUCGACACCUGGGAGAGGAAGGAAGGUGGAGGUGGCAUCAGCUGCGUGCUGCAGGACGGCGAGGUCUUCGAGAAGGCGGGCGUGAACGUGUCUGUCGUGUCCGGGCUCCUGUCCGAGGAGGCAGCGCGGCAGAUGCGCAGCAGGGGGAAGUCUCUGAAGGCCAAAGACGGGAAACUGCCUUUUUGCGCCAUGGGUGUGAGCUCUGUUAUCCAUCCAAAGAACCCUCACGUUCCAACCAUGCACUUCAACUACAGAUACUUUGAAAUUGAGGAAGCGGACGGAACUAAACAGUGGUGGUUUGGUGGUGGGACUGACCUCACUCCAACUUACCUGAAUGAAGAGGAUGCCGUUCAUUUUCACAAGACUCUGAAAGAAGCCUGUGACAAACAUGACCUGAAGCUGUAUCCCAAGUACAAGAAAUGGUGUGAUGACUACUUCUAUAUCAAGCACCGUGACGAGCGAAGAGGGAUUGGAGGCAUAUUCUUUGAUGAUGUAGACUCUCCCUCCAAGGAGGAAGUAUUCCAGUUUGUGAAGAGUUGUGCCAAAGCUGUUGUGCCUUGUUACAUUCCAAUUGUGAAAAGGCAUUGCCAUGACUCCUUCACACCAGAGGAAAAGCUGUGGCAGCAGCUUCGGAGAGGACGGUACGUGGAGUUCAACUUGGUUUAUGACAGAGGUACAAAGUUUGGCCUCCUGACACCAGGAUCAAGAAUUGAAAGCAUUCUUAUGUCUCUGCCACUGACUGCAAGGUGGGAGUACAUGCACACCCCUCCAGAGAGCUCAAAAGAAGCUGAAAUCCUGGAGGUAUUGCGCAAUCCCAAAGACUGGGUGCACUGACACUGAUGGUGAACAAGAUGGAUUGCUUACACUGAGCCAUUAUGAAAGAACAGGAACGCCUGCGAACCAGCUUAUUCAAACUGCUGUAGCAUGGUGUUUUACUAUAGCUAUUUAUAAUCUUACGUGGUGCCUUAAUCGUGCUGUAGGCUUGUUGCAACUUGCAGAUACGUGAAGUCAUUCUUUAAGAUUGGUCGGCUAAUGUUAUCACCCCCCUGUUGAAGUUGCCUUGUGAAGGACUGGCGAUACUCCCACAGGACUACUGCGCAUGCUUAAGAACUUCUUCAGCUGAUUUGUUUGACUGCAAAAUGAUAAACUACUGUGAAGUGUUCUCCCAGUGGAAUGAAAGCAUUAUCUGUGCCUAAAUAGCACUGUUGGGAUGUUUUAGAAAUACUUUUUUGAAGAAUAAAGGGAAUAUUUGAUAUUAUUUUAAACCUU